This is a messenger RNA of Phoenix dactylifera (date palm), 1479 nucleotides long. RefSeq names its product growth-regulating factor 4-like. Gene Ontology annotation, biological process: developmental process; regulation of DNA-templated transcription; DNA-templated transcription. NCBI's taxonomy places the organism in Eukaryota, Viridiplantae, Streptophyta, Magnoliopsida, Arecales, Arecaceae. The record is from RefSeq and is a predicted model, not a curated record. Gene Ontology annotation, cellular component: nucleus. Gene Ontology annotation, molecular function: ATP binding.
CCUCAUCGACUCUGUCUCUCUCUCUCUCUCUCCAGACUCGACAGUCUCUUGAUCGAUCCAUGCAACAACUCCAAAGAUUCUGCAGUCCCCUUAUAUCUGCCCCUUGACUGAAUGACAUUUCCUCUGAAAACAAAACAGCACUAUUUUUUCCAGUGGGUAUCAUAAAAGACAGAUUUGAAAGGCAGUUGCAUGCUUCUGCCUGUCCCCAUCAUCUCUUUUUGUUUCUUUCUUCUCGUCUCCUCCUUGGAGCUCCGGGUGGUUUAAAGCGUUGGCCUUGUGAGGCUAAACCAAUCCAAUUAACUAGUGAGGUGAUGAUGUAUGGGAGUGGAAGUAGAAGCAGAUAUCCCUUCACAGAAUCCCAAUGGCAAGAGCUGGAGCACCAGGCGAUCAUCUUCAGAUACUUGGUCUCAGGUAUCCCCGUACCAAAUGAUCUCAUCCUUCCCAUCAGGAGAAGCCACUUGCUGGAUUUCCCAACACUGUGUUUUCCUCAUCUUCCUUCAGCUGGGUGGGGGUGCUUCCAGAUGGGUUGUGGGAGAAAGGUAGAGGACCCAGAGCCGGGGAGGUGCAGGAGAACUGACGGGAAGAAGUGGAGGUGCUCCAAGGAGGCCUGCCCAGACUCCAAGUAUUGUGAGAGGCAUAUGCACAGAGGCAAGAGAAGUUCAAGAAAGCAAGUGGACUUGUCUCUGGCCUCCAACCCAACAUCUUCGCGACUGUCAUCUCCAUACUCUUCUCUUCUUUCCUUGUCACCACCUGAGGCCGACCGUGCUCUUUUCCCCUCUUCAUCUUCUUCAGGAUCUCCUAGUAUUAGCCUCUCAGCCCAGAAUAAUAUUCCCUAUUCUCAUUUGGAAACUGUGUCCCUCUCAGCUGAUAAAAGUAACAGGGAGUUGUAUGGACUCAAGGAGGAUGUAAAUGAAUAUAACUUCUUCUCAGAAGACUCCCGGGCUGAAAGGGAGGGGAAGUUUAGGCCACUGGUGUUGAGCUCCAUGGGCGAGAUUCAACAGAGCUCUGAUCAAAAUCUGAUUACUAACUUCGCAAUUGCUUUGGCUUCUGAGGAAGACAAAGUUGUGGAGUCGGAGGGGGACUCCCGAAAGGCAAGUUCUUUCGACUGUUUAUUUGAUGAGUGGCCUGAAAGAAGCACGGGAGCAUGGAUAAUUUUGGAGGAGAACCAGUCGAAACGAGCAUCCUAUUCGAACACCCAGCUCUCGAUUUCCAGUUCCCAGUAUCACAAUGGUUUGAUGAUGCUUGAAUUAUGAAGACGAGCUUACUUUUCAAGAGAAGCGAUCAAAGGUUCAUGGAACGCUGUCAAAUUGUUGUCGAUAUGUUUGAGCUCUCCAUCCUCUUACUCUUUCUCUUCCCCUGGUCUUGCUGGUCAUGUUUCUUUUUUUCUUGUAAGUUGCUGGUCUUGUUUCAAUAAAUGAGAAGAAACGUUUGAGGUCAAGAUCUGUUUUUGCUAAUGAAAACAGAUCUGUUUGAGGUCAA